Astyanax mexicanus (Mexican tetra) is the source of this 2077-nucleotide messenger RNA. RefSeq names its product DENN domain containing 10 (gene dennd10). Gene Ontology annotation, biological process: protein transport; regulation of early endosome to late endosome transport. Gene Ontology annotation, molecular function: small GTPase binding; guanyl-nucleotide exchange factor activity. Bases 476 to 1531 code for a protein of 351 amino acids. The transcript is spliced from 9 exons. Gene Ontology annotation, cellular component: late endosome. NCBI's taxonomy places the organism in Eukaryota, Metazoa, Chordata, Actinopteri, Characiformes, Acestrorhamphidae. The record is from RefSeq and is a predicted model, not a curated record.
AAGAGAAAAAUACCGGAAGAAAUGCACUUCCAGUUUACUGUAGGCUGUAAACUCCUCUCAGUUAAUGUUUAUAGUGAAGAUUAGAGCGGGUCUGCGCUCUCUGUGUGAGCUGACAGCUGAGUGAAUCUGCAGAGCGCUGAUCUUCUGUUCCUCUGGAUCACAGAUCCGGACUGUAGAGCAGCGCUCUGAGCAGAUACCUGAGAACUGCAGGACCGAGCAGCAGAGGAACUUCAGAGGAACCGAAUCACACUGUUCAUACAGCUGAUCUAACCGGGAAACAACCGCAGGAUCUGCAGGGUUUAUACAGGACUGGACUACUGAUAGCUGCUCCUGCUGGUGCUACAUUAACUCCCAGUGUCCUACAGCCAGAUCACUGAAUAACUCUAACUAUCUAACUGUCAGUUAAUGAGUGAGGCAGUGUCUGGUCCGGACUGUCCGUGAAUCUUGGAGGCUAGGAGAAGAUCAGGAAUGGAAGAUGGCUUUAUCUGAGACUCAGCUCAUGUUGAGUGUGGGACUGAUUGAAAAGGACUUGAAUGGAGACACGCUGUGGGUGUGGUGUUACCCUUCUGUCAGCACUGAGCUGCGAGAAGUUCUCCUCCGAAAAUGUUGCCUAACGCUGGACAGUAUAGUGCUGCACACGUUUGUGUUUGGGCAGCACUGCCGAACGUGGUACUACAUCAGCACGGUGGACGUCCAGGAGCCCACUGUCCUUAAGAAGGUUACGCAUUUCUCUAUAGUAAUUACAGCAAAGGAUUUUAACCCUGAGAAGUAUGCUGCAUUCACUCGAGUCCUGUGCAGGAUGUACACCAAGCAUGGCAGUCCAGUGAAGAUGAUGGAGGGUUACAUAUCUGUCUUGACUAAGGGCAUCUGCCAAAGCGAUGAGAAUGGCUCUUUCCUUAUCAAGGAUUACGAUGUGAGAAAUGCAUACCUGUCUGGAUCUGUUAAAGAUGUGGUUUCUCAGUUUGGGAUGGAGACGAUUAUCCUGUACACAGCGCUGAUGCUGAAGAAAAGAAUCAUUAUAUACCACCCUCGUGUUGAGGCUCUGCUUGAGUUUACAAGAGCACUUCCAGCCCUGACGUGGCAUCGGAAAGACUGGUCUAUUCUGCACCCGUAUGUUCAUUUGGAGGACAGAGAGCUGGAGAACCUCAGAUCAUGUACAGGAUAUGUUGCAGGAUUUGUGGAUCCUGAAGUUAUCAACAGGUCGGACCUCUUUGAUGUUUUCGUUAAUCUUCCAGACAGUGAAAUCACCAUAUCUCAACAUGCCAAAGAGGUAAUGGCUAUGGGCAAACUGCAUAAAGAGAUUGGGCACUUUAUUGUCCAGUCUGCGGAGGACAAUGAUCGCACAGAUGCACAGGUUAUCAAGGAUAUCUCAGCGAAGACUAAGGAAAUCCUCACUAACUUGGUGUCACUUGCUAAAGAAGGCGAGGAUGCAAAGUUGACUCUGGAGACACUGAAGCAGCGUCACUUCCCUGCGGCGACCGAGAACUUCCUCUUCCACUUGGCUGCAGCUGAGCAACUCCUCAAGAUCUAAUAAAUCGAUCAGUGCCGUCCUGGAAUAUCUCUAAGAUGCUUCAGUGUUAUUACAAUGAGCACGAAAAAAAGACCAUGUGAACAUGAUUUACUAGUUCAUGUGAUUGCCAAACUGGAUUUACAGAGUUUUAUAUAGAUUUUAUGAUGUAAUCUUCUAUGACCUAGCUGGUGCUAGUCACAUUCAGACAAGAGUAUUAUUAUUAUUAUGCAGCUGUUCCAGUUCUGUGACCAAGACUGUGUCCAUCUGUUAUUGUGUCUUUUUUAUUUUAGAUAUUGAGAGAAUUCUAUAUCAAAUUGAAUUUUGUAAGAUGGCACAUGUAAUAUUUGAGCUUGAAUGUAGUCUAGAUGGGAAGGGUUCUCUAAAAUCAUUCCACUAGAUAGUUGUGAAAAAUUAAGGUGGUUCAGACUUGGUUCAGUAAUCUGCACAAAGCUAAACAAAAAAGCUUGAUUGUCUUUCUUCUCUCUUCUAAAAUUAAAAUGUAUUCACGUAUUACAAAACAAUACUAUAUUGCCUACCAAGUAAAUAAAUAAAUUCCUUCAUUAAGCA